UGAUAUGAUAUGAUUUCAUUGAUUGUUUAUUUAGAUAAUGAAGCGAACUAUCUUCUUGGUAAUUAUACUGAUAGUAAAGAUCGCAUUAAAUGUCUUCUCACUGCAAUAUGACCAUUGUGGAGAGAGAUUAAUCAAAAUACGCGGCUUGGUUGUCGGAGGAAAAAUCUCGCAACGAGGCAUGUGGCCUUGGCAAGUUGGUAUCUACAAAAAACAAGGUGUUUCAGGAUGGAAGUUCUUGUGUGGUGGUGCGUUGGUAUCUCCACAAUGGGUUCUUACCGCUGCACAUUGCUUUUAUGUUGGUAAAAAUAACACAAAUAGGGUUUGGUCUGAAAAAGAUAUAAAACCACUCGCAAAGUAUAAAAUCAAAGUUGGUGAUCAUGAAUUAAGAAGCUAUGAAUCAUCAGAACAAGAACAUAAAUUCCAAGAAAUAUUUAUACAUCCCGACUACAGGCAUGAUCCCAUCUAUGAGAACGAUAUCGCUUUAGUUAAACUAAACCGUGAAGUCAUUCUCGGCCCGUAUGUGCGCACUGUUUGUCUUCCUGGACCUGACCUGGACCUUGCCAAACCAGGAACAGCAGGAAUGGUUGCUGGAUGGGGAAUGACGGAUUAUAGCUGGGUUUCUUCAUUUCUUCGCUACUCUGUGUUUAACAUCCAAACUAACAGCGUUUGUCGGAGAGCAAUAAGCUUCUACUACAACAAGACAGUAGCAUUUUGUGCAAGUGAUGUCAAAGGACACAGCGCGCCAUGUUACGGUGACAGUGGAGGGAGUAUGGUACGAAAGUUCUUUCUAAAUGGAAAAUACCGAUUUGUAACAAUUGGUCUAGUCAGUUGGGGUGGAUGUACUCUAGGAAGUCAUUUUGGGUACUACACAAGACUGCAGCCAUUCCUACCGUGGAUUUACCAUAAAGUCAAUUCUACCUGCAUUGGUCCUGGUCAGCUAACAAAUGGUGUAGUCAAUUCAACCAAGAGCAUAUACCAGCCAAAUGAAGCCAUAAGGUUUACAUGUAACAUAAACUACAGGAGGAUCGGAAAAUCAGAACUGACCUGUCAACGAGACGGAACUUGGAAUGGAUACAAGCCAAUAUGCCUAGAGGUAAGCUGUACCAAUUUUCAUCACCCUGGAGAUGGCAGGAAAAUACCUCAACAAAGCAAGUUCUUGCCGGGACAAAAAAUUAUCGUUGAAUGUAAAAAAGGUUACACACAACUUGGAAAGUCAUCUCUCAUUUGCCAAAGCGAUGGUUCUUGGGAUAGAAUUUGGCCAUAUUGCUUAGCGCCGUGUCCGAGACCCACACAACCAAAAAAUGGUACGAAGCUUCAACGUGGUGACAGUUUUAUGCAUGGUCAAAGUGUUAGGUUUCGAUGCAACACCGGUUUUAAACGUACUGGUUCAUCUCUCACUACGUGCAUUAACGGGAAAUGGACCAAUAAAACUCCAAAAUGUGUUGCUCCAUGUCCAGAUCCUGGUACUCCAAGUUAUGGUCAUCGAUACAACCAUUCUUUCCAACAUGGUGACCAAGUCAUGUUUUCUUGCGAGAAGGGAAAGUAUUUGAUUGGAAGAAAGAUGAUUACAUGCAGUGAUGGACGAUGGGAUCAGAUGACACCAAAAUGCUCAGUCCCUUGCAAAGAGCCUAGUAGUUUAAGUGGUGGAAAACGAAAAGGCGAUCAAUUUAAGCAGGAGUUUCAAUGUAAUGCAGGCUAUACGAUGGUUGGACCAUCAGCCAUAAACUGUGUCGAUGGGAACUGGGAUAACGAUAUCCCGAAAUGCUUCACUAACUGUCCGGAUCCUGGAGCUCCUACUAACGGAGAAAGAAAAGGAGAUAUUUUCACUCAUCUACAGACAGUAAGCUUUUCUUGCAAAAGCAAUUUUGCGAUGAUCGGUUCCUCCAAAAUAAAAUGUGUUGAUGGAAAGUGGACUGAUAGCAUACCGGAUUGUACACCAGAGUGUGGGUCUCCACUUGGAAUGGAGAACGGAAAGAUUCCAAAUAAAAACAUUCGAGCUUCUUCAAGGUGGAACAAUCGUUAUGAUGCAAGAUACGGUCGACUGCACGGUACAAGGACCUGGUGCUCAGGACGUUUCAACAUUAAAUCGCCUUAUCUGGAAGUAGACCUUGAGAAACCUUACAGGAUAACGUACAUAGCUACGCAGGGAAAUGCCCGUGAUAAUCAAUGGGAGACGAAGUACACUAUAAGUUAUAGUUUGGCAAAGUCAUCUCCUAUCGAAUACAGGGAAAAUGACAAAGAAAAGGUAUUCAACGGCAAUAGCGAUGCAACAACUGUAGUCAAGCACAAAUUGAAGAAGUCCAUCAUUGCGAGGAGGGUGCGUUUUCGACCAAUUGGGUAUAGAUUUUCUGGAUAUCUGUUUAAAAGCUCGUGUAUGCGAGUGGAGAUAUACGGAUGUGACCUUCCUACUGAUUGUGUGAUGGUUGGUUCUCGCGUGCUUGGAAAGUGGGACAGUAACUACCGUGGUGGUGAUGUUUACUGCAAAUCAUAUGUAAAAACCAUCGAUGACACAUACAAUGAGGUGCAGUUAGAAAUAGAAGAUGAUGAAUAUUACAACGAUAAACUCAAAACAAUGUCAAAGACACACGUUGUACUAGACGUCCCCAAUAAACAAUUGAACUUACCACGUGGCACAAAAGUAUUGGCACCAGAUGGCAAUAAGUACUACACAGGGAACAUUGAAAGAAUUAUUGAAUAUUACUAUCUAGUACGCUUUGAUGAUAAAACUAGUGCUUGGAUUCAUAAAACAGAUAUACGGGUACUUAAACCUACACAGUUUUGUGAGGGAUAACUUUGGCAUUUUAUUUUUAAAUAUUUUUAAAUAUUUUUAAAAGAAGCAAUGUCGAUAAAAAAGAUUAAUCAUCAAAUUUUAUAUACAAAUAAAAAUCGAAUAACGAAAGAUUCAAAACAUUGUCAAAGACACAUGUUGUACUAGACGUCCCUAAUAAACACUUGAACUUCCCACGUGGCACAAGAGUAUUGACACCGUUGAACAAGAGGUACUACACUGGGACUAUUGAAAGAAAAGACGGAUUUUUUUUAUCUAGUACUAUUAGAUUGGAAAAAAACUGGUUUCGAAAGAGUUUAAUACGGGUACUUAAACCUACACAGUUUUGUGAGGGAUAAUUUUGACUUAUUUCAGAGAUAAAAAAAGGUACAUCAUGAAAGUUUAUAGACAAAUAAAAAUCGAAAUGCAA
Molecule: messenger RNA, 3197 nt
Organism: Exaiptasia diaphana
Lineage: Eukaryota; Metazoa; Cnidaria; Anthozoa; Actiniaria; Aiptasiidae
Exons: 13
Coding region: 38-2791 (917 amino acids)
Biological process (GO): complement activation; proteolysis
Cellular component (GO): extracellular region
Molecular function (GO): serine-type endopeptidase activity
Source: RefSeq, a predicted model, not a curated record